GCUCAAAUUAAUGGUUUUAAAAGAAACGACACGAGAAGACUCGGGUCUAGUGAGCUGCAUCCCCAUGGAUCCUCGUUCAUAAUGAAACCCAAUGCAAAGUGAAUCCAAGGAGCGGGUUUUUCGCUUUGCGUCUUUCCCUUUCCAAUUUCCCGCCCCGGAGGGAACCGGGCAGCGCCUCCUCGCGAAGCCGAGGCCGUCGAGAGCGGGGCGGGCCUGGGCGGAGGAGGCGGGCGGUGCUGGCGACCGGCCUCCGCGACGAGGAGGGAGGGCGGGCUCUGCUUUGAGGCCCGCCCGGCAUGCGAGGAGCGGGAUGGCCGAAGCCGGGGACUAUGUCGCCGUGGUCUCUCCGUCGACGCCCCCCGGCCCGGGCAGGCCUGGCGGCGGGGAGCUGGGCCGCGGCACCCAGGCCUCGCAGCGCCUGCUGGCCUAUAGCGACGCCCUGCUCUCCAUCAUCGCCACCGUCAUGGUGAGUCUCUCGGAGGGCGGCCGGGCAGCCCCGUCCGGCGCGCCCCUUGCUGUGGGAGGGCGGGUGGAGCUGCACCUGUCGGAGUCCCGCCUGCUGCGCUAGACAGGCUGGGAGCAGGAACGAGGCGCAACCCCGGGGCUGCCCUUUCGCAUGGAAGGGGCGAGGUUUCUGCAGCAGCGCCUCUUCCUUUUUAUUUAUUUUUUAACAUACCUACACACAUAAUUUUUAUGGUAUGCCACCUUUCCAAAGUUAGAUUUAUAAAAGAGAUAAAAGGGACCCCAAGGGUCAUCUAGCCCAACCCCCGCGAUGCACAAAUUCUUCACCCAGUGGGGCUCAAACCCACGACCCUGGGACUAAGAGUCUCAUGCUCUACGGAAUGAGCUAUGGUAUCAGUUCAGACCAUACAACAUGGAAAAAAUGCACAAUUGCAGCGCAACAAAAGCAAUCAUAAACAAUAAACGAAACACCCAAAAAUACACAAUCAGACUGAACAAUUCCUACGUAACCAGAUCUAAAAUAAAGGUAUGAAAACCCCCAAAUGCCUCUUCCUUUUUGAAGGUGAAGCAGCAUGGCUGGAUUAGAACCUGGGUCACCAGCUCUUUCAGCAUCUCAUCACGCAGCCUCCUCUGCAAUACAUAGGCAAUAAUAAUCUCGCUUUAUUCCUUAUGUUUCUACCCAGUCUAAGGAAAAUAGUAGUAACAAUGUUGUUGGGUUGCCCAAGCCUCUUGAGAUUUUUCCCUUCUCCUGUUUUGACUACACAACAACCCUGCGAAGGCUCUUGGACCACACUUUGCUCGUACCUGUGCCUAGAAACCAGGGGUCUUGAGAGACCUUUUCCCGUUUGCCCCGCUGCUUUCCUCAGGACAACUCCACUGUUUGCUUAUUUUAUUGUAUCUAUUGAAUUUAUAUUUAUAUACCGCCCUAUACCCGGGGGUCUCAAGGCGGUUCACAAGACAGAAUCAGAAUAUGAAAGCACAAAAUAUGUAAUCAGGAUAAAAACAACAAUCCAACAAUGCACACACCCCUGAAUCGGAGCAAAUGUCAACCCACAGAACAUUUGCUCUGAUUCAGCUGUAAGGAGAAAGUGGCAGGACAAAACCGAAGUGUGGAUGAGCCCCCAGAGAGAAUGACUGAACUGUGGGUUCCCUAGGCCUUGGUCAGUUCUAACCACUUGGGAAAACUGCUUAUUUGGGGGGGGGGGGGGGCGGGAGGAACUUGUCACCUUUCAUUCAUGCUGUGUUCACAAUCCUCAAAUCAGAUUAGGACCUCAGUUUCAGUUUCUCCCUUCUGCUCCAGGGGGCAGAGAACCUGCUCUGCCUACAAGAGAUUAAAAAAUGCGGGUUUUCCCAUUUUAGUCUCACAACCAGUGCUUUUUUCUGGGGGGGACGCAGGCCAGGGUAUGCAUACCGCUAAACAUUUUGUGAAUCUUUGUACUUUUGUCCAUUUACUGUAUUUAUUUUUCCUGAUUUGAACUAUAAAAUGGUGGUUUUCUUGAGUCAAAAUGAGAAUACCCCGAAACAUUUUUUAAGAAAAAAAGCACUGCGCACAACACUCCUGAGGUGGGUGGGUGAGGUCAACCAGUGAGCGCUGUGGCUGAAAGGAGAUUUGCGCCCACACCGCUAGCCCAUGUCCAGCCCUCUCUUUGCUGUGGCUGCAUACCUUUACAUAAUAACAUCUUUAUUUACUUGGGCGUAAGCACCACUCAGUAAAGUGGUACAAUUUUAAUAGUAAAAUAAAGGAUAGGUUGAAAAGAUGGGGUGGCACCCUUCUACCAUGCUUUAAUCACUGUGAUUGUGAGCAAGGUCAGGGUGAGGAAUUCAUGUUGGGAAAUACCCAUUUUGCUUAUGCAUCCAAAAACUCUUUAGAGAUCAUUUCCUCCUUCCCCAAAUGUCCCUUUUAUGCUCUUUGGUGUUUUGUUUUUUCUUCACUGCUUGUUACAAAUGCUGCUUCUUUUGCAGAUUUUGCCCGUGGCCCAUACAAAGAUACACCCAGAUCAGGUAUUGUGUAUAAUAAUAAUAAUUCUAGGUGGUAUAUUUCAUAUUAAAUGUAAUUUUGAUUGUAUUUCGGUUUACUAAUUUAGAUUGCACUUUGAAUCUUCAGCAUGGUUGUUCCAGUAUAGAGGACAUUUAGCUCUGAGUACUAAAAGAAAUUAGAACAUCCUUUUCAGGUUCAUUUUAAAGUUUCUGUCAAUAGGUGCCCCACAGACCACAUCCAGCCCCCUCGUCUUCAGCUUCCCCUACCCCACUUUCCCUCGCCCAGGUGGCAAGUGGGUUCUCUUUUGACUGGCGUCUUGUGUUUCCUGUUAUUUUGCAUGCAACCACCAGGAUAGGAACAGCACAGUCUCCAUAUUUUGCUUUUGACCUAACAGCACUGCUUUCCUGAUCAGUUCACAGGGUAACACUUCCAGGUUAGAAAGAGCAGAAGACAUCUAUACUGCUUCCUAAUUAACUACCAGGCACCUUAAAGAAUUCAGUGUGUCCACCAGCUAGAUUUGUCUUUAUUCAGAGAGUUUCAUUCUCAGGUUUUGUGUCUUCAGAGAGCAGGGGGAAAGAAUGGAUUAGAAUUGUUUUUUGUUCUGGUUUUAAAUUCACAGUGUACCUUAAGGUUUGUUUUGCAACGCCCUUUCUCUUUGUGCUUUUGCUUGUGUGAAAAACAAGUACACCAUGUCAUGUUUCACUAACUUCUGUAAUGAAUAACAGGCACUCGUUUGUCAAAUGCUGUGUUUUAUUUCAGAAACUGGGUGAAAGUGUUCAGCAGCUCCUAGCCACCAAAAUUGCCGUUUACCUGAUGACUUUUUUAAUAGUAACAGUUGCUUGGGCAGCUCAUGUCAGGUACGCAUUUAGGAAUGUGUUGGAAAAGGUACACACACACCAGCCCUUCUUGCGAAUUGCAGCAAGGACGGAAGGCAUCCUGUAACAGAGCUUGCAGGUUGUGCUGAGCCCUGCCAUGCCAGUUGAAUUCACUGCCGCUAAGAACACAUUAAACUAGCCUUGGAAAAACAAAUCCUCAAGAGAACAUAAGAAGACCUCUAAAACCACAGAGCCUAGGACUUGCCGAUCAGAAGGUCGGUGAUUCGAAUCCCCGCGACGGGGUGAGCUCCCGUUGCUCGGUCCCUGCUCCUGCCAACCUAGCAGUUCGAAAGCACACCAAAGUGCAAGUAGAUAAAUAGGCACCACUCUGGCGGGAAGGUAAACGGCGUUUCUGUGCACUGCUCUGAUUCGCCAGAAGCGGCUUAGUCAUGCUGGCCACAUGACCCAGAAGCCAUAUGCCGGGUCCCUCGGCCAAUAAAGCGAGAUGAGCGCCGCAACCCCAGAGUUGGUCACGACUGGAACUAAUGGUCAGGGGUCCCUUUCCCUUUACCUGUUUAAUCAAACCAACUAUCAAGUCCAGCCCCCUGUUUUCCACAUCGGAAAAAAUGAAUUGCAUUUGGUUAAAAGAAGUCCUUUUUUCUUUUUUGUCCUGAAUCUACUGCCAGACAAUUUCAUUAGGUUACCACCAUAUGACGCUUUCUUUUGACCAGUCUGCACAUACAUCUGUUUGCCAUUUGUGGCCUUAGGAGAAGAAACAACUUUUAUAAGCUUAUGCCUCAUCUUGCAGAAGUAUUUUAAUGCUUAAUGUUUUAUUAUGAUUUUAUAUGUGUUGGAAGCCACUCAGAAUAGCUGAGGCAACCUAGUCAGAUGGGCAGGGUAUACAAAUAAUAAAAUUGUUGUUAUUUCCUGGGUACAAUUGUUACUCACUCUUUAGGAGCUUGGGUUUGAUGGCUGUUCUCAAAAUCCCAUUUAAUUGGUGGUUUGUGAGGGAUCUACAAAUAAGUAGUUUGGCUUAUUAGCCUCUUCCCCUACCUACCUUCUCCCCCCCAAAAAAGUCCUGUGACUUUCACAGAGGGCUUGCAGGGAAGGCAGAGUUCUUUCUCCUUUCUGCUAGUGUAUAAAGAAGAUAAGAAACAGUGGGGAGAAACUCCUUUCUUUUCCUGUCUUAUCCAGUCCUCAACACACUGGAGUUAUGACCAGCCUAAGUGAGAUAAUAAGCUGAGCCCUUUGUAUGUGUCAAGGGAGAGGUGGGGGCUUAUUUGAUAAGAUAAGAAAUGGCAGGAAAAUCUUCCAUCUCUUAGUUUCUUUAAGCCACAGUAGGUGUAAGAGCUUGAGGGAUGGGGAAGGGAAUCAUCCUGUUGGCUGACUUACCAAAGAGUCUAGCAAGCUGGUGAGCAGAUUUCCCUGGUUCAUCAGGCCUGGUUGCCUGAUCUUUUUCUGUUUCAGAAAGGGAAGUUUCUGAGUUUCACAUUCAUUUCUCCCUUACCGCUGAAUAUGAGUAGACUCAUCAUAGAAUGGAGGUACACUGCAUAACUCUUCCCAAGUGAUACUAUCAUCAAAAUUAAGACUUGUUCAGUGAACGUGUAAGUCAGUCAGAACUUUCUGAGUAUUUUACCAGGGCCAAAUUAUUAAUAGCUUUUGUUAUCUCUCUCUCCCUCUCAGACUUUUUCAAGUGAUCGAACUCAUAGAUGAUGUGCUUGCCCUUCUAAAUUUGGUGAGUGAAAUAAAGGUCUGUUAAGAAAAGACACGCUGGUGUAAAGAUCAAGAUAUUCCCAGCCUUGAAUAUUAUCAAUACCAAGAUGGAACAGUUUUGAAUUUCCUGCUUACAAAUUUCAGUAUCCUAAUGUUUCAAAAACAAAAUUAUCUAGAACAGCAAUGGGCUAUGAUGUGUUUUAUCCAUUUUACUGCACCACUAUUUGAUAUUAGUAUCUAAUGAUAUUAGGGACAUCGUAACUACACCUGGGAUAUAUGUGUAAUGCUUUUUGCUUCAUUUGUUGACGGUGAAAUGCAAAAUAUGAAUAGUUUAAUAAUUACCCAAAGCAGUUGGAGGUUUUAACUUGUCCCAGUGCAUAACAUACAGACUUGUAUGGUCUUGAGGGACAUUCUGUCCAAUUCUUCUUCAAAUGUAUGGGAGCUGUCCAGGAGUCCUGCCUUUAGCAGAGUGGGUGGCGCUGUGGUCUAAACCACUGAACCUCUUGGGCUUGCCGAUCAGAAGGUCAGCUGUUUGAAUCCACGCGAAAGGGUGAGCUCCCAUUGCUCUGUCCCAGCUCCUGCCAACCUAGCAGUUUGAAAGCACACCAGUGCAAGUAGAUAAAUAGGUAGAGCUGUGGCAGGAAGGUCAAUGGUGUCUCUGUGCACUCUUGGUUUCCAUCAUGGUGUUCCAUUGCACCAGAAGUGGUUUAGUCAUGCUGACCACAUGACCCAGAAAGCUGUCUGUGGACAAACACCGGCUCCCUUGGCCUGAAAGUGAGAUGAGCAUCGCAGCCCCAUAGUCUCCUUUGAUUGGACUUAACCAUCCGGGGUCCUUUACCUUUUUACCUUCUGUCCAAGUCUUCUUCAACUGUAAGGGAGCUAUCCAGGAGUCUUUCUGCCUUUCUAGGGUUGCCAUACGUCUGGAUUUUCCUGGGCAGGUCCGGGAUUCCAAUGAUGGAAUUAGCGUCUGGGAAGAAUUUUGGGAAAUUAGCAAAAUGUCCGGGUGUUUGACAACAACUUUUUGUGUCUGGAUUUUUACUUCUUGAAAUACGGCAACCCUAUAAAGCUGCCAUUCAUUUUGGCUUGUCUUGUGCUGAGAGAACAACCUGCUUGAUUGUUCCCUAAAAUUGUUGUGAUUUAACACAAGAAACAGAUUUGAACAUAACUUGGGAAAAUGAGCUGAGGCUACAAACAGAUGAUUGUGGGAAGCCACUGAUGUCUUCCAAUGAGUUCUUCUUUGUACAACCAUGCCUGGGUUGGAUAAAGCCCGAGGGUUGUAGAGGUUCCACAGGCAACACUUACUGCAUUAUCUUUGUUCAAUGUGAGCUGCUGCUAUGUAUGAAGUCCCUGGAUGUUCUCUGGCUCCCUUUCCUUGCUAGUGUCAUUCCUCCCUAAAACUGGGGCAACGUUAGAGUGGGAAGAGGCUACAGCUUAGGCCCCAAGUAUAGUCCUGGGCUUCUGACAUUUCAUUGCUAAGCAGAAAGGAGCCAAACUGCAGCAUCAUCCAUACCAUGAAGAUAAUGUGAGAAGGGACACUGACUUGCAUUUACAUUCCAAGGAGCCAUGUCUUCUCACAUGUUGAAUUCUUUCUCUCCUAGGCAUGUAUGAUGCUCAUUACUUUUUUGCCAUACACAGUAAGUAAGCAUUCUGCUUCUUUCCUGCCUAACAUUUGCCUUCUGUUUGAUUAUUGAGGUGUAAACUGCUUUUAAAACUUAAAGACUCUACCUGUUGGAAUAGAGUUGACAUCUUCCUGAAAUGGGUACAACUCUUAUUUGCUUAAAAGGCUUAAGCGUAACAUUAAUAAACUCUUGUGUUUUGACUUUAAUUUAUGUAUGGUAUAUCAUUUGGUCAGCUGAAGGUUAAUCGCUUAACCAGUUAUCACAAAACUUCACUUAUUACAAGUAAAUAACACCUAAAGUGAAAGGCAAACAAAGUGUAUGUACUCUUAUCUAUUCUGAAGCACGUCUCAUUAUGGAACACUUUGUACAGGCAUAGAAAGCCAUUUGAACAAAGUGGUCAGUGUGCCUUUGCAGACCAUGGCUCUCUAAAAUCUCCCCAGCUCCUCUUUGCCUCUGGUGUUGGAUAGGAGCAAAUCCCCAGGCUUUGAGUAUAAGUGAGCAGCCUAUUAUCUCUUCCAGCUUAUCCCUCCCAGAAAGGAGGACGGCCGAAAGGUGGUCUAGUAAUUGGUAUCUCACUGAAGCUGCAUUUCAAAUUUUCACUAGUUUUGACUGCUCCCCUUAUGCUUUAUCCGGGUUGAUGUCGGGGGAAAAGUAUCACUGCUAAUCUCUAAUGUCUACCUCCCGCCAGGGGUUCGGUCCCUUGAACUGCAUGAUAGAUGGGAAAUAUUAGAAGAUCAUUUAGUAUCAUGCCGAGUCAAAUAUGCCAAUAGCCAAUCCUUAAUUGGUGGUGACUUCAACGCACGUAUAGCAGCAAAUUGGGCUGAUUUAACUAAAGCUAAAUGGUGGACUGCUCCAUGCCUUGACAAUUAUGAUUUGAGACAUGCCUUAGGGAGAGCCUCAAAAGACUCCAAAGUAAACGAGGCUGGAGUACUUCUUUACCAGAUGGCUAUUCGCUUAAACUUAGAACCCCUGAAUGGCUGCUGCCCUCCUGAUAUACCGGGGGAGUAUACCCACCUAGGCAUAAAAUCAAACAGUGUGCUAGAUUACCUUUUAGCCUCGAGUGACCUGAUUUGAAAGCUCUCUCUUUUAAGAUUGGCAAUAUUCACUAUAGUGAUCACCUUCCACUUGCUGCUACGUUUGACCUAGACUGGCACGGGGACGAGCACGGUCAUCCAACUCAAUUAGAUACUAAUGCAGAAAACCAGGUAGAGGGUAUUAAUACGGCAUUACGAGUGAAGGGUAUAAAGUGGUCUGUAACGCAGGCUCAAAAAUAUUCUGAAUUUUUUCAGCAGGAGAUCAUACAAACCUAUUCAGCCCUUGGCAUAACUUCAUAUGAUCACGACCAAACUAUUAAUCUAUUUGCCAAUCUGUUGAAUGACCUCACGUCAUUCUUUUCUGUCCCAACCCACCAGGCAAAUUGGGCCCACCCCAAGACAGGUGCACCGUGGUUUAACCGUAAUUGCAAACAAGCCAAACAACAUCUUUGUGCUAUUUAUAAUGAUUACAAAUCCUCAGGGGCGAUUACGCUUCCCAAGGAGUACUAUCAGGCAAAAUCAGCUUACAAAUAUGUGCAGAAAAAGGCCAAACAGGAAUGGCAAUUGAACCGCUGGCAAGCACUUAUAGCUGCCUCAAGUACUCGUAAUUCCCGAAAAUUCUGGCUGUUGGUUAACAGAAAAUCUAAAAGAUACCCCUUAACAGUUAUUCCUGCCCCAAUUUGGGAAUCCUUUCUAAGGAAUUAUUUUGCCUUACCAGACCUUAAUAUUAAUACAAUCGAUGGAGUCUAUGAGCAGCUCCUCUUUGGCCACCCACUGACCCGGAAGAAAUCCACGGACUUAUUUCUAAUCUUAAAAUCGGAAAAGCCCCCGGUCCUGAUCUAGUCCCGGCAGAAGCUAUAAAGCUUCAUGCUGACUGGUGGGCGAAAAUCUUGGCCGCUACCUUUGAUGCCGUAAACAACAGUGGGAAGGUACCAAGAAUAUGGAAGGAUGCGAUUAUUGUUCCAAUUCAUAAAAAGGCUCGACAGAUGACCCGGGAAAUUACAGGAAUAUCAGUUUAUUGUCAUUAAUCGGGAAAAUAUAUGCACGGUUCUUGUUAACUAAGCUUACUAAGUGGGCCGAAGAGAACAACCUGAUUGGGCCUGAACAGGCUGGUUUUAGACCGAAUCAGUCAGCGGUUGAUCAGAUCUUAGUUUUAUACCACCUUGCCCGGAAAUACUCCUCCCCAAAUAGAGGCCAACUUUGUGCGGCCUUUAUUGAUUUAAAGGCCGCUUUUGACAGCAUCCCCAGAGGAUUGCUUUGGGGAAAACUAGCCCGAUGGGGAAUAGACAAAAGACUUUUGUGGCUAAUAACUAAACUGCAUGACGGAUCGGCCGCUAGGGUGAGAAUCUCUCCGGCAGGCGACCUCUCAAACUCAGUAACUAUCAAUAGAGGUGUUCGCCAAGGAUGUAUCCUUGCUCCGACCCUUUUCAAUCUAUUUAUAAGUGAUAUGAGGGCGCCUCUGAUAGAGGCUCAAGAAACGAUCCACGCCCCCCGUCUUGCCCAAUAUCGUUGCCCCCUUCUACUCUACGCAGACGACGCAGUGAUCCUAUCCUUUUCAAGAGUCGGCCUUAGGAGGGCAUUAAAAAUUUUCGAUGUUUACUGUAAAUCAAAUUUUCUUACAAUUAACCAUGUUAAGUCCAAAGUUCUAAUUUUCACCAAGAGUAGAAAAACCUAUAAUUGGAGAAUAGACGGAAAAGCUAUUGACCAAGUCUUUAAAUUUCAGUACUUGGGAGUCUUCCUCCAACACAACAUGGGCUGGAAGGUCCAUGUUGCAUAUGUAUUAAACAGAGCUAAAGCCCUUUCCUAUGCGCUAUUGCGCUUUUUCUUUUCAGAUGGGGCUUUCCAUAUUCCAUCAGUGUUAAAAGUUUUCAAGGCAAAGGUGAUUGCAACAAUAGCAUAUGCAGUCCCAUUAUGGGGGUCCUUUGCUAAUCUAACCCAGUUGGAGGUAAUCCAAAACCAGCUUUUAAGAAGGUUGUUAAAAUUACCCAGGUGUGUAAGCAAUACUGCUAUACGACUGGAACUAAAUGUUACAUCUCUAGAAACCACAUUAUGGAAAUGCAUCCUCUGUUACUGGUUGGCUUUAUGGCAUAAACUUCCAAAUCUCCACCUGAUACAAUGCCUCUGGAGAGAUGACUUCCCUAGCCCCUGGGCAAAAAUAAUACAUGGGAAACUUGUGUCCCUAGGACUAUCUCCAUCCGAACUAUUAAAAUUGGAUUUAACUUCGGCCAAAAGAAUUAUAACUCACAAAUUAGAGGAGAUGGAUUUACAAUUUAAUAUUGCGACAGGUGGAGGCACCUGUUCGCCGAUAAACCUUGGCUUAACUCCACCAACGAAACUUCCAUCUUACUUAACUACCUUAUCUGUGGUGACGCACAGGUAUGCCUUUAUAAUGGCUAGAUUCAAUGUUUUCCCAUCAAACGUGUUGGGUAACAGACUCUCCAACGGACAGAUCUCACUCCUCUGUGACUGUAAAAGCGGAUCUAUAGAAUCGUUAUAUCAUAUAAUCUUCUGUUGUCCAUUACAUUCGGCUUCACGGUCCAAGUUUCUGGCCCCAUAUUUAUCGAGAAUUGCUGACAGUCCUCAGGAAGCCCAAAUAAUAUACUUAUUAAACGACGAAGAUACAAGUAGAUCCCUUGCAAUCGCUAGAUACCUGAUUAAUGUUUUAUUUCAAAAGAGGAGAAAUGGAUCACUGUAUGUUUCUGACAGCUUAGCUAAACUUAAGAACCAUCAAUAAGUGCCAGAACUAAGACGUAUACCCCCAAAAUCUGAUGGAUCGGAAUUGCGGUUUACAUAGAGGGAGCUUAUUGUGUAUAGUGUUUACUUAACUAAAGUAAAAUUGGUUUUAUAAGGGUGUUUUAACUUGGAACUGUUUAAAUUGUAUUGUUUAUGGAUAAAUUCUGAGCAGUAAAAGCUACCCUCCCACCACAAGACCAGAACCUCUUUCCUUUCCUUGUGAUCUCCUUGCCUCCAGACUAGGGUUAGCAUGAAACCAAAGUGAUUCCGGCUGCUAAUCCGUUCAGUCACAAAUGCAUGUCAAAAACCCAGAAGCUGAUUUUAAGCGAAUUUAUUAAGAAUCAGGAUUAAGGAGACCACAAAGGGGAAAUGCAGAGUGAGCUUAUUAUGUAUUUGGCACAGUGAAUUUUGUUCUCUGCGACUGCGGUGAGGCUUGCAACUCUAAACCUAAUCUUCUUUGAAGGUAAAUUGUCUGAAUUGUUCAGACAGUCCCAGAAUUUUCUCACCCAGACUUGAAACUGGGCUCUGCCAGUUAGCAUAGAAAUUUCACCGCACUUGCACCGAUGCCUUCCAGUAGCUUUUCGGCAUAAUAUGCUGGUUCAUAAACCCAAGUUGCAAGCUUCUCAGUCCAUCCUAGAAUUCUGUACUCAAGCACCUGUUCACUGAAAGAGUGAAAUUCAGAAAUUCAGCAUUUCUUACUGCUUUCCUCUUCAAGUUAAUACAAUAUCCCUGGAUAUGCUCUUGGCCUCUCUCAGAAGAACUUGCAGAUCUUACAAGUUUGUUUGUUGAUUCAACUGAGUGUCAAGGGUAUGAAAAGCAGAGCUUGCAAAUAUAUAACUUUAUUUUUUUUUAAAAAAAAAAAGCUGAUCCAAGCAACUAUAUAUACAUAUUUAUCAGGUUUUACUUUCCAUGAGUGUAUUUUGCAGCAUAUCACUGAUCUCCUGUUUUGUCUUGCAGUUCUCCUUGAUGGCCUCAUUUCCAGAUGUACCAUUUGGCAUUUUCAUGUUUAGUAGCUGCAGUGUUGUAAUCGGCACUAUCCAGGUCUUGUUGCUUUCAUUUCAGUAUUUAAAAUUAGGGACUAUUAGCAGGAAAUAUUCCAUAGGUUAUAAUCAGAAAAUGGUGACGAUGCACGUUUUAUCCUCCUUAUAUGAGAACAUGGGAUGCGGGUGGCGCUGUGGGUUAAACCACAGAGCCUAGGACUUGCCGAUCAGAAGGUCGGCGGUUCGAAUCCCCACGACGGGGUGAGCUCCCGUUGCUCGGUCCCUGCUCCUGCCAACCUAGCAGUUCGAAAGCACGUCAAAGUGCAAGUAGAUAAAUAGGUACCGCUCUGGCGGGAAGGUAAAAGGCGUUUCCGUGCGCUGCUCCGGUUCGCCAGAAGCGGCUUAGUCAUGCUCCCUCGGCCAAUAAAGCGAGAUGAGCGCCGCAACCCCAGAGUUGGCCACGACUGGACCUAAUGGUCAGGGGUCCCUUUCCCUUUACCUUAUAUGAGAACAUAAUUGUUUAGUCCCUAAAGGAAAGCGUAGAUUCCCUUCUUGCAGCAGCUAGUAGAAGCGGCAAAAGCUGCAAGCACUUACAGGACCAGUUUUAUUAUUGCAUUGCUUUGUGCUCACAGGUUUGCUAUUCAGAUUUGCAGGCAAGCACAAACCACAGUGGACAACAAUUGUUCACAAUCACUUGUGAACUAGUAAACAAAGGUUUGAUGCAAAUUGGGAUUGGAAAUUGGCUAACUCUUCGGUGUGCAAGGGUAAGAGGGAGCUGGAGAAAUAAGUAGAAGCUUGAGGCUUGUUCUUGUAACACCAAACCAUGGUUUGGCAUUAUGUCUGGGGUUGGCAUUAGUCUCCUGUACUCAUGCAGUGUUUUCUUCACUCUGCAGGCAAUCAUCGUAGUGUAUGGCUUCCACCAUCCGUAUUUACUCAGCCAUCAAAUACAAGAGUCCGAAAACCAGGCAUUCUACAAAAAUCAUAUUCUGAAGAUUAUACUAAGAGGGCCGAUGCUUAGUUUUUUUGCUGCCAUCGUCUCCUUUUUCUUCAUCCCAUUGGUAAGGCCUCCUUUACAUUCAAACAGCGAUUACCAAACUGUGUGCAAGAGCAGGAUUGUGUUCUACAAUGGGGGCUUUUCAGCAUGCCAGCCAACCAUGCCCUACUUGGGGUACUCCUUUUCCUCAUUCUCCCGAUUGCUUCCAACUAUCAGCCUAUAUUUUGUGUCUGCUGAGCAUGUCCAGUCUUCAUCAGGCUGUUGUGGGGAGGGGUUGGUUUUUAGGUUUGGGGGUUUAUUCCCCCUAAAGAGUUUUUUGUAUUCCUGCAAACCCGGGAACUCGUCUGAGCAUGUUGCCAUGCAAUAAACAAGCUCUUAUUUCCUUCCAGGCUUACGUGUUUCUUGGGCUCGUUAUUUUUUUCCCACACGUCAGCCACCUAACUAAAUGGUUUAAAAGCAAGGUCCUUGGUGAGUAUCCUUUUAUGUUUAUUUAUUUAAAGAUUUUUUUUAAAAAAACAAAACACCAGGCUGCUCUUGCCACCAAAUUGGAAAUCUAAUAGACACUAUACAAAAAGAGAAAGGAACUGAACCGAAAGUAAGCAAGUUCAGGAGUCCUUUAUUAGCCCUAGUUACAUACUGUAUCUUUCUGUGUAUAAGACUAUAUUUCCCUCCAAAUGUUUUAAGUUUAAAAUUGGAGGUUGUCUUAUACAUGCAGUGUUGCAAUUGCUUAUUUCUUAAUUUUGGGCUCAAAAAAUAGGGGUUGUCUUAUACAUGGGGGUGUCUUAUACACGGAAAAAUACGGUAAUUGAUACCAUAGUGACUAGCUGAAAUGGCCUAGGAGGCAGCAAAAUGGCAGCUGGUCCCAGCCAACUCGAUGGAGAGGGCUUUGCAAUCUGUCCUCUCCCUCAGACACAGCUAGGCAGAAGGACCGCUGCCUUAAUUCUUCUGCAUGGGAUUGCUUUAUCUCCUCCUUGGGUGACUGAGUACUUUUUAAUUUAAAAAGUAAUACCUAGUGUUAUUGUUUCUUGUUUUAAUGUACAAUAUGUUUUACCCUUGCUGCUGCUAUGUUUUGUGUCUUGUUUUGCUUUAGAUACAUUCUGGUUUCUGUUGCUUUUAGAAAGUGCCUUCGCAUGUUUAUUGCUUAUAUGAUAUGGUUUUACGAUGGUGUUGUAUGCCACUCUGGGCACUUCUGGUAGAAGAGAGGAAUGCAGAUCAAUUAAUAUAAUAUUAUAUUUGAAAUAGGAUAGGCAGCCGGCCAGUUGGGAGUCUAAGGAUAAACACAUGAUCAAAAGUCACACAACAAUAAUCUGUACAGGAAAGGUUCUCCUAUCAAGCCUUGGAUAAGCAACAUAUGUAUGGGAGGAGGUAGGCAGGAAUAACAUGGUGAAGGUAUUUUUAUUUAUUUCUAGGGGAUGAGACAAAAUGAAUAAAGGCUUGUCGACUAUAUAAAAGAAAAGCUUAGCGCUUUCAUUCAGCAUGCUUAUUAUUGUGCCUUCCAGGUCAAGAAGACGAAGUCCCUCUGGAGUCUUUUACUUCUUACCUUACAGAACCCCUUAGUAAGGAACGAGUGGAAGCAUUCAGUGAUGGAGUUUAUGCAAUCGUAGCAACCCUAUUGAUUCUGGAUAUAUGGUAGGUCUUCAGAAAUCUUAGUUCUAUCCAGUAUUGCCCUUGACUGUUUUUCAUAUGAGAAUACAGUGCUUGGAGGGGAAAGUGUGUACAGUGGUUCCUUGGUUCUUGAACAGCUUGACUCCCAAACAAUUCGGCUCCCAAACACCGCAAACCUGGAAGUCAGUGUUCCGGUUUGCGAACGUUUUUCAGAAGCCAAACAUCCGACGCAGCUUCCGCUUGAGUGCAGGAACUCGGGCUCCCAGAACAGAUUAAGUUCGAGAACCAAGGUACCACUGUAUAGAGUUUUAUUUCAUAAAAUUUAUACACUGCUUGACUGUUAAAAAAAACCAAAACAACUCAAAGCAGCUUACAAAAAGAUAAAACAAGAAAACCAGGAAAGAUUUACAGCCCUACUUUAAAACAUACAAAAGUUAAAAUACUAAAACAGAUUAAAAUGGCCUCAACUUUCUAAGAUUCUGGGUAGGCUUGUCUAAACAAGAGUGUUUUUAGCAGGCUCUGAAAAAAGUACAGUUGUACCUCAAGUUACAAACGCUUCAGGUUACGUGUUUUCAGGUUGCGGACCGUGGGAAACCCAGAAGUACAGGAAAGGGUUACUUCCGGGUUUUGCCGCUCGCGCAUGCACAGAAGCACUAAAUCAUGUCACGCAUGUGCGCAGACGCGGAACUGCAGGUUACGAAUGCUGCGGGUUGUGGACGUGCCUCCGUCAUGGAUUACGUCCGCAACCCGAGGUUGCACUGUACAGUGCAGGGGUCUGCUUGAUCUCAGUAGGCAGGGAGUUCCAAAGUGCCACACUAAACGGCCGAAUUCUUACCAAUGUGGAACGGGUAUUAUGUGGCACCUGUAAUAGUGUCCACUUCUGCCAAUCGAAGCAGUCGAAUGGCCACACAUGGGGUAAGGCAAUCUUGUAGGUAAACUGGUCCCAAGUUGUUAAGGGCUUUAUAUACUAAUAGUAACGCCUGGAACUUGGCCCAGUAGCAAAUUGGCAACCAGAGCAGGUCUCUGAGCACAAGUGCUAUAUGCUGACAAAGCCUUACUCCUAUCAGCAAUUGCUCUGCAGCAUUCUGCACUAACUGCAGCUUCUGCAUCAAGCACAAGGGAAUCCCCACAUAGAGUUUGGGGGGUGGAGUUUACAGUGUGGACCUCCCUUUAAUCCCUCUUAAGCAUGGGCCUUCCACCAGUGCAAUUGUAUUAGUACUUGCACAUCCUAGUGGAAAAUACCUACGCUUAAUGAAGUUAAAUGAUGAAAUUUCCACCUUUGCUUCAUGUUGGUAGUUCAUAGAUGGUAGCAUGAGCGCUGCCUAUCACAUAGCGCUUGUCCAUAGCGGUUGCCUGCAAAAUAGAAAAGUCACCUGGAUCUGCAAUCUCCUGUUAUCCCACUAACUGACCAAAAACCACCAGUUCAUUUUAAUCCUCCUCCUUUACAGAAAACAGAGGUGUUAUAUGUACAGUGGUACCUCGGGUUACAUACGCUUCAGGUUACAGACUCUACUAACCCAGAAAUAUUACCUCAGGUUAAGAACUUUGCUUCAGGAUGAGAACAGAAAUCGUUCUCCGGCAGUGCGGCAGCAGCAGGAGGCCCCAUUAGCUAAAGUGGUGCUUCAGGUUAAGAACAGUUUCAGGUUAAGUACGGACCCCCGGAACAAAUUACUGUACCAUUGUUUAACUAUGAAAAUCAUUUACUAAAAGGAGAUAUAUAUAUAUAUAUAUAUAUAUAUUUCUAAGUGUUAAAGUAACAUGCAGAAAAUGAUAGAAUAUCACCAUAUAAAUGGAUGCCGGUGCAUGUAUAACUGAAAGAUUAUUUCCCACCCCAACAGUGAAGAUAAUGUUCCUGACGCUAAAGAGGUGCGAGAGAAGUACCGCGGGAAUCUCAUCAAUGCAUUGAGUGAAUACGGUCCGAAUUUCCUUGCCUACUUUGGGUCUUUUGUUACUAUCGGCCUUCUCUGGUUUGUCCACCAUUCGCUCUUCCUUCACGUGACAAAAGCGACGCGCCUGAUGGGCCUCCUCAACACUCUCUCGUUGGCUUUCAUUGGAGGUCUGCCUCUGGCCUACCAGCUGACCAGCGAGUUUGCGGAGAAGUCUCACAACGAAAUCGAAGCUAUCCAGGUGAGCUGCGUCACCAUUUUCUUCGCCAGCAUCUUUCAGUUUGGCAUCUGGACCGCGGCCCUCUUCCACGAAAGGGAAACGCUGCAUCCUUUUGCACGAUACGGCGGCAAAGAGCACGCCUUCAUGUUUGCCAAGCUGGCUCUCUACCCCUGCGCGAGCCUCGCAGCCUUCUUCCUGACCUGCGCUGUAAGCGAGCUGAGUACAGAAAUCUUCCACCUCAUGCAGAUCAUCGUCCCCUUUGCCUUCCUCGUCUUGCGCAUCUUCGUCAGGGUUGGUUUGGUGGCGCUGAAGUUCCUGGUGUCUCUGUUCAGGCCACGGAAAGAUGUAUCAGAAGAAGAGGAAGCCUGUUUGUCUCCUUCCGAGACCUUGUCAUAGCUUUACCGCUGCUUUCCUUGGAAUUCCUGUGGAAUUGCUUCUACUUGAACAUGCCUGGUCCAAGCCACAACUGGGUAUAUUCAACAUUUUACCUGUUUAGAUGCUUUGCUUCAUGGAACAUAAAACGCUUUGAGUAGAGAGAUUUCAGCUGCAAAUCUCCAUCAGAAAUGGAGUCGUGCAAAGUCCACUGGCCAUAUUUUUGGCUGCAGGUUGGACGUUUUUGUCAGUGAUUAGUGCUAUGAUGAUGCAUCUAACCACCAAUGUAGUCAGUUUUUUGCAUAAUAAUAAAAAUAAUAAUUUAUUAUCUAUACGCCGUCCAUCUGGCUUGGUUUCCCCCAGCAUGGUGACAGAAGGAGCACAGAAAGAUUAAGGGAGAAUUAUAGCAUUGGGUCUGUUUUUGAGGCGAUGAAUAAGGAGAUGGGACUGUGGCUUGGUGUUAAAUCACAUGCUUUGCAUGCAAAAUGUCCCAGAUUCAGUUCAUAGGAUUGCCAGUUAGAGCUGGGAGAGGCCAUCUGAAACCGGAGAGCUGUUUUCAGUCACUGUUAAUAAUACGAGGUAGAUCAAUCCAUGGUCUUGGAAUAAGGUAACUUUCCCUAGUUCCUAAAGUCAAGUUUCAGUUGUCAUAAUUAGUAAAAGUAGUAAGAUUCGUAUUCAUGUCAUGUUCAUGUUAUCAGGGGGCAUUAUUUGAAUGUUAAGUUGUUACAUAUUCUAUGAUACGCCUGUUGCAGUAAAUCAACAUCUGCUUCCUGGAAUACAUACAGGAUGCAUUUGGCCUGGAAUAUGAGUGAAAAUUAUUAUGUAGCGUGUCGGGCAACUGCCCGGGAAUCUCCAAAACAAAUGGCUUUCAUGGACAAUAGACAAGGUGGUUCAUCUCUGGUAGAAAAAUCUAAAGACCUCCGAUUUCUCAGGGAUCUGGAGUCUAGGAAUGUGAAAAUUGUACCAGGGCUCAUCCUGGUUUCUGCAGAAAGUUGAGGGUAGCACCUACGGAUAUCAAGUCUUUUUCCAGCUCUUGCUUAAUGUCUGUUUCCUUCAGUGUUGUUCUGCUGAGCCGAUACACUUCCAGUAUAAAGUCAUCUGAGCUUUGGCUAAUCCACUAAGAUGCCGGUUUAUCUUGAAUGUUGCCUUUAGCUGGAAGGAAGAACUUUCUAUACCUAAUGUUUGAUGCAACUUCUCAAUGAAAUGCUCAGCAUUAUGCCAUUCAGAAAAAAAAACCAGUCUCUUUUCUUGAAAUGCACCUACAUAGGCUAGCUAAUAGCUUCUGUACUUUUCCCUUGAUUGCACUUUAUUAUAAACGUAAAAUAGUAUUUAUAUUUUGAGUGGCUUAUGAUGCACAAUUACCUUUACUUGAUUGAUUGAUUGACUGAUUGAUCAUCAUAAUACUUGCUUUGGAGAAAUGCACUAUAUUGUAUGUUGAGAUUCAACCUACAAUCUAAGAUAUGUCCUCUUAAUGAUUCUCUUUGGUCCCUUAUUUUAUACAUUCCUUAAUUUUAAAAUGUGUUGGAACAUUUUUUUAUUGAAUAAAAUGCUGCAUUUACAAUUG
This is a messenger RNA of Podarcis lilfordi (Lilford's wall lizard), 17975 nucleotides long. NCBI's taxonomy places the organism in Eukaryota, Metazoa, Chordata, Lepidosauria, Squamata, Lacertidae. The record is from the annotation of a GenBank genome assembly.